Molecule: messenger RNA, 932 nt
Organism: Pomacea canaliculata
Lineage: Eukaryota; Metazoa; Mollusca; Gastropoda; Architaenioglossa; Ampullariidae
Exons: 3
Coding region: 113-724 (203 amino acids)
Source: RefSeq, a predicted model, not a curated record
AAAGAAAAUUAAAAAACUCUAUUCAUGGCAAUCAUUUUUAAGCUGAACUCAUGAGGCGUCAGGUUACUUCGUGCCAACUCCGUCGAAGCCAUCGGAUGGGUGAGAGAACAGCAUGGGCCAGGGACAACGCGUCUUUCUGGAAGUUCUGUUGUUCGGUUUGCUUGCAUCAGGACAUUUAGGUUCUGUUAAAGUAAGCUUAAAGACGAACAAUCCAGAGCUGCCGCAUUUUCGUCAAGUGUCAGCAGACCACCACCUGGAAGAUGAGAACUUUGCUACACUCAGAUAUUCACAAGAAGCCUCACAACAUUCAAGUAAUAAGGACAUCUGUAGUCCACAUGUUGCUGGUCAAGAAGGACAUGGACAUGAAGGACUGGUACUGGAAAAGACAUAUAUUCUUGUCACUUCAGAACAAGGGAGGAAACAGCAGGAAACAUUCCAUAGAUACCUGACACCCCCAAUAUCAUGCAAUUAUACAUCUUCACCAUUUGCUCUGCUUUCAUAUAAAACAAGAAUAUACCCUGAGGUUGUACAAGUGUACAAGCAUCUAGGUAAGGGAGGUAAAUUAGGUACAAAUCAUUUUGAGAUGCUACCUUCCUCAUCCACUUGUGGAGAACAUGACUUGUCACCCAGUGCUAUAUUAAAAAUGAUCAAGCUGGGUGAGUACCUGUUUAAGAGGUACCAUAAACAUUUACCUGUCUUGCAACGGUACCUGAGAAAAUUCUAAAAUUUCCAGCCUGCAUGCCAUCUCAAGAGUUUUUCCAAAGUACCUCUGCACUUCUUCAUGGACUUCUUGACUGAAAAACAGUUUAUGCGCAGUGUUGUUCAAAAACUGACACCUGAGAGAGGAAGAGGGCUGGGUACUCACUGUUGGUGUGAUAGCAUCCACGAUGUUGAUAUUUUUAUGCAGAAAUCAUACAAACAUGAACUUGAAA